AUGGCGAAAAAGGGCAAGGCCGCCGCCGCCGCCGCCGCUUCAGCGUCCGACUCGGGGGCGUCGAGCCCCCAGGGCUCCGUCGAGGGCGGCGGGGAGAAGGAGGGCGGCUUCCUGCUAGGCCAGCCGACCUGGGAGGACGCCGGCGGCGGGCGGUGGCGGUGCGCGGAGACGGGGCACGAGCUGCCGGAGCGGGAGAAGGACGCCUACGCGCGGUCCCGCGCCUGCCGCCUCGCGCUCAUCGACCACGGCGUCGCGCACAAGAAGCCGCCGCUCAACGCCUUCAAGCCCCACCCCGAGCACAAGUCCAAGCUCAUAUGCAACAUUACCGGGGACACCAUAAACAAGUCGGAGGAGCACAUCUGGAAGCAUGUAAAUGGGAAGAGGUUCCUGAAUAAACUAGAAAAGCUAGAGGAAAAGAUGGCAUCAGGCGAGACAGGCAAAGUAGAAGGUGAACAGUCAAAUGAAGUCGCAAAGAAAUCCAAGUCUACCAAGAAGAAGGACAAGAAGAAGGAGAAGAAGGAGAAGAAGAAAGCUGCUGUUGUCAACCCUUCUUUGCCACGAGAACCUGAACCAGAAAUUGAUGAUUCAGAUGAUUCGGAAUUUUGGGUGCCUCCUGUUGGAAGUCGUUGGGAUGAUGAUGACGGGAAAGACCGAUGGGAGUCCUCUCCGGGGAAGGAUGAUAUAGCAGAGGAUGAAGGUGCAUCCGAUGAUGAGGAUGACGACGAAAUGGCUGACAAGGAUGAUGAAGUGUCGGAGGAACUGGCUUCAAGCAGGACAAAGCGAUUGUCAGUGGAAGCUGUUGGACCAAGUAGUUUCGCAACAAGGAAGAAAAAGCCCCGAAAGGAUGAGUAG
Triticum turgidum subsp. durum (durum wheat) is the source of this 852-nucleotide messenger RNA. The record is from the annotation of a GenBank genome assembly. NCBI's taxonomy places the organism in Eukaryota, Viridiplantae, Streptophyta, Magnoliopsida, Poales, Poaceae.